Molecule: messenger RNA, 3560 nt
Organism: Schistosoma spindalis
Lineage: Eukaryota; Metazoa; Platyhelminthes; Trematoda; Strigeidida; Schistosomatidae
Source: the annotation of a GenBank genome assembly
AUUGGAACAAGCGAUGCUUCAAAAAUAGGUACUUAUCAUGCUUAAAUGGUCUAAGGAUAAAAAAGAUGAACAACCUACAGAUUGGCCUAAAUAUGCUGAACAUUUAGAACAUUGUGUUGACGAUGUACGACGUGUCGCAAGUGAUGUACACAGAGGUCUAGUGCAAAAUGUUCUCGUCAGUAAGAAAAAUAAAAAGUAUCCUGAGUAUGUGCUGUCAACUAUUUUAAAAGAAUCCGUCGAUAAACCCAAUACAGAUGAUCGACUUUUUGUUUGUGUCACUCGUGAAGCUAGUAAAGCUUUGUUAACUCUAUCUACAUAUCAUCGAGAUCAUGAGAAUAGAGUAGAACGUCAAAUUGUUGAACCUUUAAAUCGUCUAACUGAAGAAACAUGUGUCAACAUUACAAAAGGUCGACGUAAUUUACAAAAAUGUUUAACAGAUGUUCGUAAUGCACGUGGACAAUUACAAAAAACUAUGCAAUGUAUUCAAACAAAUACAAAUUCAAAUUAUCCUGGUUCUUGUAAUCCAUCUGUGACAAUUGAUGCAGUCAAUAGAAUUAGUCAAGCUCAACAUCAAUUAGAAGAGAAAAAAAGUGAAUUAGAAUCUUCAAAAGAACAAUUACUUCGUGAUCUGUAUUCAUUCGCCGCCGAAGAAGAAAACUAUUCACGCCUGAUACUUAAAUACUUUGAAUUACAAGAAAAUUAUUUAUCGGAUAGUUUACAGUUGGUUCAAAAAGUGAUUUCCGAUAUAUCUCAAACUAUCAGAAUACAAAAAUGUCUUACUACAUUUGGCCGACAUCUACCUGAUCAUUUAGCCGAGACUAGACGAUCUAUCGCCUAUGUACUAGACGUAUGUAUUAAUUAUUUGGAUCAAGAAUCUAUCAUGCAAGAAGAGGGUCUUUUUCGAAAGUCUGGAUCCCAAAAACGGACAGACCUCUUAGUCAAAGCUUUAAAUAUCAUGCAAAUCGAUGAACAUUUACUUAGAAAAUGUGACUGUGCUGUUGUUGCUGGUGCUUUGAAACAAUAUUUGCUUAGUCUUCCUGAACCAUUAAUCACAUAUGAUUUUGCUGAUCAAUGGGCUGCUGCUUCUAAAAAACCGAAUUCAUCAGCGGUUAAUCUACAGUUAAUUCAUAGUUGCCUUGAAAAAAUGCCGAAGGAGUUUCGUUUAAAUUUAGGCUAUUUAAUGUGCUUCUUGCAGAAAUUGUCUAGUCAAUCAGAUGUGAAUAAAAUGACUUCUGAUAAUUUAUCAAUAGUGAUUGCACCAAAUGUGUAUAGACUUUCAUACUGUUCCAUGGGUACUGGUAAUAAUAUUGUCAAUGGCAGUUCAGCACGACAAAUUGAAGAUUUAGGGAAAUCUUUAGAUUUCUUACAAAGCAAUGGUCCAGGAAUUCAUUUAGUAGAUAUUCUUAUCCAAAAUGCAGAACAGUUAUUUGGUCAAGAACAAGCCUCGUUUCGUCUAACUCAUGUUCCACCUUAUUUCGGAAUAAAAGUUUCUUCACAGUGUCCAUCUACUACUGGCUCUGUACCUUCAUUGAAGUCAUCGAAUUCCGGCACUGGUGUUUCCCAUGGAUUAGAUAGCAAUACAAUAGCAAAUGAACAAUCAUCUCAGAAUGUUAACCAAUUAAUUGCUCCCAGAAAACCUAUUGGUGUUGAACAUGAUUCCGGUGUUUCUACUUCUCAUUCAACUCAGUCUGCUAUAACUUCCAGGAUGUCAAAUUUAAGUACUACUCCUAUACUUCAACGAAAGAAAAAUGCUGCUCCAAAACCACCAGUUCUUUUAAAUCCAACCAAUUAUUCAUUAACUCAUGUGAAUAAUAAUGAUCCUGAAAAAUCAGAAAAUCCCUCUGGCACUGACAUAGAAAACAAAAAUGAUGGUGAUAACAACAACAUUUGUAGCAGUAGUAAUUCAGAAGUAUCAGUUCACCAUUCUCGCCAUGAAAGUCUUCCACAACUUAUAAGUAGCUCAACCACAAACUGCACAGAAUUAACAACCAUUAAUCAUAGUCAAAAAUUGUCAUUACCAUCACAAAUGAUCACGCCGCCAACUAUUCAUGAAUUGAAACUGAGUAAAGAUCUACCACCUAAACGACCCCCACCACCUGAUGCUAAUUCUAAGUCGAUUAAUUCUACAUUAGAAUUAGAUACUGAUAAUGUAACUGUUAUGUAAUCCAUUGGUGUUCAACCAUAAUUGUGCUUGUUUGUUUUCUUUUCUACUCAACAGAAAUUAUUAUCCGUAUCCUUCCGCUUUUUUCAAGAAAUUUAUGAAAAUCCCUAUUAAUUGAUUGUCUAUAAUAUUUCUAACUACUACUACUUUUGUCGUUUGUAAGUAGUAAUAGUAGUAUAUUUAUGAAUAAUAUGUGUAAUUCAUGCUCAUUUCUCCUCUUCUAUCAUUUGAUAUUAGUGACUUUUUUUUUAAAAAUAUUCUCUAUCAUAAAUUUUCUGAUACGAAUCAUUCAUGUGUUUUGUUUUGUUUGUCAAAAGAAACUAUAAUAUUCCUAUUUAUUACAAAGUUGUAAACAAUAAACAAAUUUUUUUAUGCAUGAUUAUUCAUACAUAUGUAUCCAUUUGCCAACUUCAUCUAUAUUUGGCUUUAUGUGCAUCUCUAAUGUUACAACGACUUAAGUGAACAAUGAAUUUAUGUUUAAAUGGUCUCACUGAAUUGUUCUCAAUAAUGUUUGAUGUAUGUGUAUGUGCGUGUACACACUGCACCAAAGAUUUCAACUUCCUUCAUAAACCAACUUGUUUAUUUUUGUAUACUUAGAAAAAAAGUAUGAAAAUUAUUAAUUUUCUUUAGUGGCCUAAUACAUUCCAAGUAUAUUAUUUAGUAUUCAUGUUCACUAGUUUGUUGUAUCAGUUUAUAAUAUUGUACAAGAGAGUUGUUGUGAUUCUCGUAGGUUAAUACAACCAUAUAUAACUUGUAAUAAUGACAGUUCGGAGCAUAUGCAUAUCAGUUAUCGAAUUAAGUGACACAUUAUCUGUUGCCUGUGCAACAAGAAUCAGUUUCAACAUUACAAAUAGUCUCGUUAUAAUAUUAUCAUAUUCUUUAAUAUGUGUACACUAUAUACUGUUUUUAAAUCUAUAAUUUCAUGUUUGACUGCUUUUGUAUUUAAUUUUUUGAUUCAUUAAUGACUAUUCCAUUAUUUCCUGUUUUAGCUGUCACUAUGAUCACAUGCUUGAGCAUGAAACUUUGAUUUUGUUUUUUAUUCCUAAACUACUUGUACUUGUUUUGCUGUUGUUACUUUCUAAAUCUUUAAGAUAAUCGUCUUCCAUUUCCUUUACGAAAUAAGCAACAAAUAUUAUUUUUGAAAAAAAGCUGUUGUUUUCUUUGAAGCAAGUACUAAGUAAACAAAAAUAGACGCGACCAGAGUAGCAAACACUACUGCUACUGAUUGCUAUUACUAUUCUUUAGCCGAUCGUAGUUACUUUAAUUUAUGUCGUUAGUUCCUGGAAAUCCUCGCACAAUUUGUGCGGAUACAAUUAAUUGAAUUUUAUAUAGUCAUUAAUUUUUAAAUGUUAGUAGUUGUUGUUGGAGUUUAUUGUUUUUAUAAAUGAUUAUUCUGUUU